This is a messenger RNA of Centrocercus urophasianus (Greater sage-grouse), 875 nucleotides long. RefSeq names its product poly(A) polymerase gamma-like. Lineage: Eukaryota; Metazoa; Chordata; Aves; Galliformes; Phasianidae. The transcript is spliced from 9 exons. Gene Ontology annotation, cellular component: nucleus. The coding region runs from base 42 to 875 and encodes 277 amino acids. The record is from RefSeq and is a predicted model, not a curated record. Gene Ontology annotation, molecular function: poly(A) RNA polymerase activity.
GGGGAGCGGUGGGUUCGGCAGCGCGGUGUGCGGCGUGCGCCAUGAGGGAGACGGGCGGUACUUCUAUGCUGCAGAACCAGCCACACAGGCACUAUGGAAUUACCUCUCCAGUUAGCUUGGCUCCUCCAAAGGAUGUAGAUUAUAUUCAUACUCAGAAGCUAGUUGAAGCAAUGGAGUCAUUUGGAGUAUUUGAAGAUGAGGAGGAAUUGAAUCACAGGCUGGUGGUUCUUUGUAAACUGAAUAACUUGGUCAAAGAAUGGAUUUUUGAACUUGGUGAGAGCAAGAACCUUCCCCCUUCGGUGGUAGAAAAUGUUGGUGGCAGAAUAUUUACGUUUGGUUCUUACAGGCUUGGAGUACACACCAAAGGUGCUGACAUAGAUGCUCUUUGUGUUGCUCCUAGACAUGUGGAAAGAUCAGAUUUCUUUCAGUCAUUCUUUGAAAAACUAAAGCAUCAGGAAGAGAUAAAAAAUCUAAGAGCAGUAGAAGAUGCAUAUGUACCUGUUGUUAAGUUUGAGUUUGAUGGCAUUGAGAUUGAUCUCGUGUUUGCAAGACUGCCUGUGCAAACUGUUUCUGAUAAUCUUGAUCUCAGAGAUGACUCGCGUCUCAGAAGCCUGGAUAUAAGAUGUAUACGGAGCCUAAAUGGGUGCAGAGUUACUGAUGAAAUAUUGCAUCUAGUACCAAAUAAAGAGAACUUCCAGCUCACACUCCGUGCAAUUAAACUGUGGGCAAAACGACGUGGUAUUUAUUCCAACAUGCUGGGAUUUCUUGGUGGGGUUUCUUGGGCAAUGCUAGUAGCAAGAACGUGUCAACUCCAUCCAAAUGCAUUGGCUUCUACUCUUGUGAACAAGUUCUUCUUGAUUUUUUCAAAAUGGUAA